This is a messenger RNA of Aspergillus neoniger CBS 115656, 798 nucleotides long. RefSeq names its product dihydrofolate reductase. Gene Ontology annotation, cellular component: mitochondrion. Gene Ontology annotation, molecular function: NADP binding; dihydrofolate reductase activity. The record is from RefSeq and is a predicted model, not a curated record. NCBI's taxonomy places the organism in Eukaryota, Fungi, Ascomycota, Eurotiomycetes, Eurotiales, Aspergillaceae. The coding region runs from base 1 to 798 and encodes 265 amino acids. The transcript has a single exon. Gene Ontology annotation, biological process: glycine biosynthetic process; dihydrofolate metabolic process; folic acid metabolic process.
AUGCCUCCCUCACCCCGCCCCCUAACCCUCAUCGUCGCAACCACCCCCAUCCCAACCCCAACCCCAACCCCCGCCAGCACCACCGAGAGCAGCAGCAGCACCACCACCACCCCAAUCCGCCUCGGCAUCGGCCACUCCGGGACACUCCCCUGGCCCCGAAUCAAAACCGACAUGUCAUUCUUCGCACGGGUGACCUCCCGCCCGCCAGUGCCCGGAACCACCAACGCGAUAAUAAUGGGUCGGAAGACGUACGAUUCCGUGCCGGCGCAUCUGCGGCCGCUGGCGAAGCGCAUUAGCACGAUUAUUACCCGGGAUGUGGAGGGGUUGAAACCUCGGGUGGCGAGGGAGGUUGAGGAACGGAAAGCUAAGUUGGCUGCGUCUGCGGCAGCAUCUACAUCUGGGGGUACUGCUGUGCAGCCUGCUACGGACGCGAUCGUGUGCGGAGGUUUGAGUGAUGCGCUGCAGGAGCUGGAGACGAGGUAUGGAGAGGGGAAAUUGGGCAAGGUGUUUGUGAUUGGUGGGGCGGAGAUAUAUGGGGCUGUUUUGGCUGCGAAAGGAGGGCCGGUGAGGAUUGUGAUGACGAAUGUGGAGAAGAAGGGGUAUGCGGAGGGGGAUCGGGGGGAGGUGUUUGAGUGUGAUACGUUUUUCCCGGUGGAUGACGAACUGUUUGGGGAGAAGGAGGGGUGGAGGAGGGUUACGACGGAGGAGGUUACGGAGUGGGUUGGGGAGGAGGUUACCGGGAGGUGGAUUGAGGAGGGGGAUGUUAGGGUGCAGAUGGUGGGGUAUGAACGGGUGUAA